This is a messenger RNA of Rhizophagus irregularis DAOM 181602=DAOM 197198, 1956 nucleotides long. Its product is annotated as mitochondrial Homoaconitase. Gene Ontology annotation, cellular component: mitochondrion. The record is from RefSeq and is a predicted model, not a curated record. Gene Ontology annotation, molecular function: homocitrate synthase activity. NCBI's taxonomy places the organism in Eukaryota, Fungi, Glomeromycota, Glomeromycetes, Glomerales, Glomeraceae.
AAUAAAAAGAUGGCAGUGGUGGCACUUUUUGUGGCAGUGUUGUACACAACAAAUGAUUCCAGUUCAAUACCAUUGUGAAGCAUUUUGUAUGGCCAUAGCAGAUAGCACUCAUGCUGAGUCAAAGGAAACAAUCACUACUAUUUCAAUAUUCAUGCACAUUCGUCAUUGCUAUUUCAGAAACACUUUCAUACAUCUAUGUUAUUUAAAGUAAUAACUAAUAAUUAAAAAAGUACAUAAAAAGAUUUAGAUUAUCUAUUUAAUUUUUGUAUUUAUCUAGAGUUCAUCUACAUCUUGCAUAACCCCGUAUUUUCUUUUUUACUUAUUACGGCUUGAUCAUACCUGAUGUUGAUGUACCGGUGAAAAAAAAAAAUUUUUUUUUAAAAUAUAAAAAUAGACAAAAAUUUAAUUUUACCCCGUACUCUGAAAAAAAAAACUUUGCUUUCAAAAGGAAAAAAAGGGUUAUUUCUAAAUAUUAAUUAAUAAUAAUGACUACAUACGGACGCGAUCAGGUUAACGGUACUGCCGAAGGGAAGGUAAAUAACCCAUAUAUGCCACGAUAUGAAGAAUUACUGAGCCGGGUUAAUAACUUCUCUAUCAUCGAAUCAACUCUAAGAGAGGGAGAACAAUUUGCCAAUGCUUUUUUUGAUACAGCUAAAAAGAUUGAAAUAGCCAAAGCAUUGGAUGAUUUUGGAGUCGAAUAUAUUGAAUUGACAUCACCAGCUGCUUCAGAACAAUCAAGACAAGAUUGCACGGCUAUUUGUCAAUUAGGAUUGAAAGCUAAAAUUUUAACUCAUAUCAGAUGUCAUAUAGAUGAUGCUCGAAUUGCAGUAGAAACCGGUGUUGAUGGUGUCGAUAUUGUAAUUGGUACCUCAUCAUAUCUUCGUGAGUUUUCUCAUGGAAAAGAUAUGAAUUAUAUUACCGAAAAAGCUACAGAAGUUAUAAAUUUCGUUAAAUCUAAGGGAAUCGAGGUUCGAUUUUCCUCAGAAGAUUCAUUUCGUAGUGAUCUGGUUGACUUAUUAAGUAUUUAUCGCACUGUGGAUAAAUUGGGAGUUAAUCGUGUCGGUAUUGCUGACACAGUUGGCUGCGCAAAUCCACGACAAGUUUAUGAAUUGGUUAGAACACUUCGUGGAGUUGUAUCUUGUGAUAUUGAAUGUCAUUUUCACAAUGAUACUGGUUGUGCAAUCGCUAAUGCUUAUGCAGCUCUCGAGGCUGGUGCAACUCAUAUCGAUACCUCAGUACUUGGUAUUGGUGAGCGUAACGGUAUAACUCCUCUUGGUGGAUUUUGUGCUCGUAUGUACACCGCAGACAAGAAUUAUAUCAAGAAUAAAUAUAAGCUUCAUAUGCUACGUGACCUCGAAAAUUUGGUAGCUGAUGCAGUUAGCGUUCAAGUUCCAUUUAAUAAUUAUAUUACCGGUUAUUGUGCAUUUACUCAUAAGGCUGGUAUUCACGCCAAAGCAAUUUUAAAUAAUCCAAGUACUUAUGAAAUCUUGAAACCAGAAGAUUUUGGUAUGACAAGGUAUGUGUCUAUCGGACAUCGAUUGACGGGCUGGAAUGCUGUCAAAAAUCGUGUUGAACAACUGGGUCUCAGUCUAACUGAUGACCAAGUUAAAAAGGUUACUGCUAAGAUUAAGGAAUUAGCAGAUAUUCGUCCACAAAGUAUGGAGGACGUUGAUAAUCUGUUACGAGAUUAUCAUUAUGCCGUUACUUCGGGAGAUCAAUCUCAAGUUGCAAAUGUUUUAUCUACCGCAAUUGCAAACUAAUUAUAACCCCUCCCUAAUUUUUCUAAUUACAUAGACAAAAGUAUAUUUUACUAAUUUUACUCAUUUCGGAUAACUUACCCUUUCUUACCGAAGAACAUUUAUAUCAAAGUCUAUUCAAAAUAUUCAAAAUACAUUUAAUAAUAUUAUAAAUGUAUAUACACAUUUGUAUAUAAUAUAAUAUUAUUUUUGUUGUCUC